Molecule: messenger RNA, 1578 nt
Organism: Malassezia japonica
Lineage: Eukaryota; Fungi; Basidiomycota; Malasseziomycetes; Malasseziales; Malasseziaceae
Product: 5'-(N(7)-methyl 5'-triphosphoguanosine)-[mRNA] diphosphatase
Exons: 4
Coding region: 1-1578 (525 amino acids)
Biological process (GO): deadenylation-dependent decapping of nuclear-transcribed mRNA
Cellular component (GO): P-body; nucleus
Molecular function (GO): RNA 7-methylguanosine cap binding; hydrolase activity
Source: RefSeq, a predicted model, not a curated record
AUGAGCAACGCGCUGCUGUCGAGUUUCCGCUUGGAACGCGUGAUCAAUGAGGAUCCGCGCGCCAAGUCGGUGAACCUUCUCGGAACAUGCAUUGGAGAGAAGGACGAGCGCGUGAACGCCGUUCUGCUGAUGGAGCGUGCCUUCUUCACGCCGGCGUUUGUGGAAUCGCUGCGCGAGGGUCCACAGGCCACUUUUUCGCGCCUGGAAACUAUUGGCCAGAACGAUGUGUAUACCUGGGUGCUUGGAUGGCAACAGGAUAGCGAACAGAGCGGCGCACACUCGAAAAUGACCCUCAUUUGCCCGGCGGGCGACGAGGUCAUUGCCAAGUACAGCGCACAGGAACGCCGCAUGAUCCUCGAGACGGCCGAAAUCUACAAACAGGUGACCAAGCCAUGGAUCGAUUCGAUCCCUAAGUCCAAAACGACGUGGGUGCACAAUAUCCUCGAUGGCGUCUCGGAGCGUGAGUCCGUCUUGUACCGUGAUGACGAUCCCAAGACCGGCUUUGUGAUCGUCCCGGACCUUAAGUGGGACCGUCGCACGCUCGGCUCGCUCUAUCUCGUGGCAAUUGUUAAGGAUGCAAGCCUCACCAACAUGCGUGAUCUGACCAAGGACCACGUACCGCUCCUGAAAAAGAUCCAAGCCGCAGGCACCAAGAUUGCUACGGAGAAGUAUGGGCUUCCGCCGCCUAGCGCGGACGGCGUGUCGUCAUCGCUGCGCUGCUUCCUGCACUACAUGCCCACCUACUUCCACCUCCAUGUGCACAUGCUCUCGGUGAACUACAUUUCCCACCCUGGCGCCAUUGUCGGCCAAGCACAGCUUCUCGACGACGUCGUGGGCUUGCUGGAACUAGGCGUCGAUUUCAAGGAGCGUACGCUUGGUUAUGCUCUGACCGACGGACACAAGCUCAUGGGCGAGCUCCAAAAGGCAGGACUCGCUGCCGCUACGCUCGCCGCUACUACGCAGGCCGGCUGGAUUACGUUCACCAACGAGAACAAGCAGGCCGAGGGCCUCCCUUGUGUCGGUGCUAUCUAUGGUAACGACAACUUCCUCGUGAGCACGUUCGACUGCGGUGCCACCGACUGGAACUCGUCGUUCUGUGGCAUCCACUGCUUCCCCUUCUCGGCAACUACCUGCAUCGGCAAGGUUCCGCUGGACGUGAACAACGGCACUGGCAACGGUUUGUGGUACGCUCCGCACAGUGUGCAGACUGCUUGCCAGUUCCUCGGCCCUGUUGAGUCGCCGCAGCACGACUACCCUCAGGCUGGCGUCAAUGUGACGUCGUGCGGCUACGUCGACUGGCCCGAGAGCCGUACGUGGGGCCCGACGCGUGCUCUGCCUCCGUACGACGUGAAGACGAGCGGAUGCUGGAACGUGACGCAGAAGCCAGACCCCAAGUACCCCAAGAAGAACGGUAUUCAUUACUUUGAUGGCGCCGCGCCGACCAACCAGUCGUUUUGCGACCAGAUGGUGGCCCAGACGUGCGAUGGCGGCAACGACCCUAUUUGCAAGUACAACCCCAGCAACGACUUGCGCAUCGACUGCAAGAAAACAGAGAUGCCCAAGACGUCGAAGGAGUAA